This is a messenger RNA of Erigeron canadensis, 778 nucleotides long. RefSeq lists its product as uncharacterized. The record is from RefSeq and is a predicted model, not a curated record. Bases 212 to 658 code for a protein of 148 amino acids. The transcript is spliced from 2 exons. Lineage: Eukaryota; Viridiplantae; Streptophyta; Magnoliopsida; Asterales; Asteraceae.
ACACCAUACUCACUACAUUGUUCUUCACAGCUAAGUUUAGCUUAGGAAUUCUUGACACCAGCUAAUAAGCCUAAACCAAAACAUUUAUCGUACUCACUUAAAACAAACAUAUGUUUUAACCUUGUAGUAUCUUUUUUGGAUCCUGAAUCUCAUAUUUUCCAGCCUUUUAUACUUUUUAAUUAUCAAUAUUCUCAUUUCCUAAGAUUUGGUCAUGGGAAAUGAAAAAAACUUGAAAGGAAGCGUUUCGUUGAGAAUGAUAUUACCCGGGAAGAAGAAGAAGAAUAAUGAAAAGGGUAUUGCGUAUGUGAAAAAUAACCGGAUUUUGAUUACCGUGAAUGUGGUUGGGAGUUCUGGGCCAUUGAGAUUUCUGGUGAAUGAAGACGACAAAGUGUCAAAAGUUAUUGAGUCGUCAUUAAAAUUUUAUGCUCGUGGUGGUCGCCUCCCCAUUCUUGGGUCCAAUUUCAAGAGUUUUAUACUCUAUGCAUCAGAUGCAGGAUCAGUUGCUUUGAAUUCAAGUGAAGAAAUUGGGUCUUACGGCGGGAGGAAUUUCAUGUUAUGUAAAAAGAACAAUCAAGUACCCGAAGAAGCUAGGAAACGGAUGAUUGGACGACAACAGAGUGGACGUUGGAAGUCGUGUAUCUUAUGCAUAGCUCAAUGAUCCAUCAUCAAUUCGUGGCAUGUUAAUUGGAACUUGUACCUUAUGAAUCUAGAUUUCAGGAUCAUCCAAGAUUAUCCUAAGUUUGGUAUAAUUAAUGGAGUUCCCAACAACUUGAUAACA